UUUCGGAAUCCACCACCGUUCACAACCUAACGGGACCACUACUGGAAGUACUCAAAGAGGAAUCCGUACCAUUCGUCCCAUCCGUCACGCGCCAACCCUUGAGCGAAGUCUUGCUCGUAAUUGAGGAACCAAAACCGGAACCUACCAACCCAACCGGAGCCGAUCCCAUCCCGGAAGUGUCCCUCUUCUGUUCCCUCUGUCUACGCCCGUGCACCUCCGACCAGGUGGUCGAAUUCUCCACCGAACCCAGCUGGAACUGUCUGGAUGUGGCGAGCGGUCGGGACAAGUUGGCGCUACUUUUGGGCGUGGAGAUGGAGCUGGAGCAAUGUGCCGUUUGCCGGUCCUGCUGGACCAUGGUGGAAACGUUCGGGGACUUCCGGGAGGGGUGUCUGAAGGCGGUUGCUUGGAGGGCGCGAUUUUCGUUUGGACUGGAUGGGGUUGGGGACGAUUGGCUGUCCAAGGAUCAGGUGGAGGCAAUGGGUUGGACGCGGAAGGUGGUUCAGGAACACGUGGAGCGCAUUGAAAUUGCCGAGGUUGAGGCGCGGAACAGGCAGGAUUCGGGUGCGAAUGAGUUGCCGGAGGAGAAGCCAGUGCUGGAAGAUGAGCAGGAUUGGGGGGCGGAGGAGGCAAGCCGUCCAGAUUCACCGGAGGAGCGGCCCAGCGAGACCGCAGAAAUCGUAGAGAAAAUGGAAAUAAUUGGAUUUAGUUGCGCAAAAUGCAAGCGAAAGUUUGAAACUAAAGCUGGCGCCUCGAUCCACUUUGAGUAUUGUAAAAAGCCGCCCAAAAAGAAGCCACUCGCCGCGAAGCUGCACACGUGCUCGGUCUGUUCGGCCAAUUUUACGCAGGCCUACAGGUUGGAAGAGCACCUCAAUAGGCACUCGGGUAGGAAUACUUAAAAUGGUUUUAAAAAAUCUUGAAACAUUCUCCGCCUUUGUUUUAGGAAUCAAACCUUACGUGUGCCGCAAGGGAGUCUGUAACAAACCUAUGUACGGAAACUGUCAACGAAGAAAACACGAAAAAGUGUGUAAGGGAGUUGAUUCGUCAAAUCCAAACGUUGAGCAAGAUACUCCGGAAGCGUUUGACGUGGACAUGUGAGUUGACUCAUUGAAUGUAUUUUUUUAAAUUCAUAAAAAUCAUUAUUAAAAAGCAGCGCAUCCCUGAAUAAGCAACAAGAGAAAACAAUCUACUCGUGCGAAAAUUGCCCAAGAAGGUUCGACACCCAAGGAGGGUUGAAGAACCAUGCUUCAAGGUGCAAUGAACGCGUUGAGAGACGUAAAUUUCACACCUGCGAGAUCUGUUCGAUGGAAUUUCUCUGUCCUCAAACUCUUGAAGCGCACAUGAAUAAGCACAACGGAAUCAAACCGUACAGAUGCAAAAACGAAAGCUGCGGCAAGCACUUUUACGGAAAAGGUGAACUGUACCGGCACAACAUGCUUUGUGGCAAGGACAAGCCCAUCUGUCCGCUCUGUGGCGUCCAGCUGUCCUCGAAGGGAACGCUGAAGGCGCACAUGGAAACCCACGCGGAAGAGCCCGUGGCCGGGUGCGACACGUGCGGUAAAAAGUUCAAAUCGACAAAGAGUCUCAAGCGGCACCAGGCGGUCCACUCGGACGAGCGGAACUAUCCGUGCGGGGUGUGCGGCAAGGCGCUCAAGUCGGCGAAUGCACUGUACGUGCACCGGCGGAUUCACACGCAGGAAAAGCCGUACAGCUGCACCGUUUGCGGGCAACGGUUCGCGUACAAAUGUUUGGUGAAGCCGCACGUGAAGAAGUGCCACGCGGAGGAGGGUUGAAGGGGUAUUUUUUCUGGAAAUUUGAGCAAUAAAUGGU
Culex quinquefasciatus (southern house mosquito) is the source of this 1827-nucleotide messenger RNA. RefSeq names its product zinc finger protein 2-like. Gene Ontology annotation, molecular function: RNA polymerase II transcription regulatory region sequence-specific DNA binding; DNA-binding transcription factor activity, RNA polymerase II-specific. The record is from RefSeq and is a predicted model, not a curated record. Gene Ontology annotation, cellular component: nucleus. The coding region runs from base 1302 to 1790 and encodes 162 amino acids. The transcript has 2 exons. Gene Ontology annotation, biological process: regulation of transcription by RNA polymerase II. NCBI's taxonomy places the organism in Eukaryota, Metazoa, Arthropoda, Insecta, Diptera, Culicidae.